CAGAUUGCCUGAAGUACUAGGUAAGUAAGUGUUACUGGAAGACGAAUAUAUAGAGAUGUACAAUUUAAGGGAGGUUUUUUUUUUUUCAAUUCUAGUCUACCUACUUACGCCGAUAUUCAACAACAAGUACCUGAGUACCGACCUAACAUACUAGUCCACGAUGGCUUCAAUUACAGAAAGGAUUAGAACAGCGAGUGAACGCCACAACGAGUUAUUGGCUAUUCUCUCCGAGACAGACCAUGCCCAGCCCGCACUACAACAGCAGACACGCUACGUCAGCGAUCUCAAUAAUGAGCUCUCAGUCGUCCAGCAGCGUAUUGCCACGCUAGACAAACAACGAGCUAAGGAAUUCAAGGAACAUAAGAGGUAUCGCGACUCGGUUAUGAAGCGCUUCGCCUAUCGUGUCGGAGGUAAAGCAGAGAAGUUCCAGGCCAAAGCCGAGAAGGAAGAACGAGAGUACUUCGAUGUCCUGCAACAAGAACACCAAGCCAAAGAGCAAGAGAAUACUCUGAGGGAUAUGCGCUCCAAGGCGAUAGAAGUACAAAGUGACUUAGAAGCAGGGGUCACCCGCCAUACAGAUGCCCAGCAGCAACUCGACAAUCUCUACGACAGCAUUUUCCAAGGUCCGACGCCGGUCUUCCCCGAAGAAGACCGUUUGGAGGAAACUGCCGAGAGUGCUUUGCAGAUUUAUCACAACUCUCGUGUAGUGAUGGAAACAGAGCUUCAGGUCGUCCAAAUUUUAACAGAAGCGCAAAACCGGCUUCGCGAGUCUAUGAACUAUACCGAAGAGGCACUAGACCACAGCCGGAUGGACAUGUUUGGUGUUGGUGGGUCUCUAAUGGAUAUGAUGGAACGUGAUGCACUGCAGAAAGCUGAGAUACAGGUCAGCCAGACGCUAUCCCUCGUACGUCAGGCACAGCGCAUGUCACCAAUUGUGCGGGAUCUCCCACCUAUCAACGUUGCGGAAGGCAGCCUCAUUAGCGACAUCUUAUUCGACAAUAUCUUCACUGAUAUGGCAUUUCAUGAAAAGAUCAAGGACUUCCAAUUGGAUCUUCAACGAGCUCUGGAUAACAUACGGGGCCAGCUAGCCUCGGCUACAUCAAGAUAUCAAGGGGCUGAACAGGAGAUGACCGCCCACGCAGCGACCCUCAAAGCCGCGAGGGAGGAACUGCAGAAAGCGAGAGAACGUAUCUUCGAACGAAUAAUCAACGACAAUGUGGCUGAACUGCCAACCCCUGCCGACGAUCCUCCUCCAUACUGAAUAGGGAUCUUGUAGCACACAACGGUCUCUCAAAGGGAAAAGACGAAGAGGGCCCACCGUUAUUUAGGCAUGCGAACGCUAUAGGCUAUC
Molecule: messenger RNA, 1351 nt
Organism: Hypoxylon trugodes
Lineage: Eukaryota; Fungi; Ascomycota; Sordariomycetes; Xylariales; Hypoxylaceae
Exons: 1
Coding region: 161-1261 (366 amino acids)
Source: RefSeq, a predicted model, not a curated record